AUGUCCGCACGUGCUCUGCUUAAACAGCAUUUUAAGCUUAAAAACAAGCUUCCCACUCGCUGCUUUUCCAGCACCCGACCCACCAAUGCGGACUUCACCCAUGCGGUAAUUGGCGCAGGCGUUGUCGGCCUCGCGACCGCGCGGCAACUCGCAGCUCGCGAAGGUACCUCAACCAUUCUACUAGAGCGACAUGACGCACCAGGGACAGAGACGAGCAGUCGCAACUCCGAGGUAAUCCACGCAGGCCUCUAUUACCCAGCAACCUCUCUCAAAACCCACCUCUGCAUCCGCGGCCGCAACCUCCUCUACGACCUCUGCGCGCAAAACAACAUCCCCCACCGCAACACGAAGAAAUGGAUUGUGGCACAAACCCCGACGCAAUGGGAAGCCUGUCUGAAAAUACACGCACACGCACAAGGACUAGGCGACGCGCCGACACGGCUAGUGGGACGUGACGAAGCGCAACAGCGCGAACCAGACGUCAAGGCAGACGCAGGCAUCGUCGAGAGCGAAACAUCCGGAAUUGUGGACAGCCACUCUCUGAUGACCUAUCUGCAGGGUGACUUUGAGGACCGCGGCGGCGAUAUUGCGUUCAAGACGCGCGUGACAAGCGUGGAGGCUAUCGACGGCGGCCGCGGCGGGUAUAAGAUUACCGCUGUCUCGGAUGAGGAUGGCUCUGUUACUUCCAUUACCGCCGAGACACUGGUUAAUAGUGCUGGCCAUGGCGCCUGCGAUAUCAGUAACAUGCUCCUCCCGCAGGAGCGCCAUUUUGUUCCGCAUUAUGCUAAGGGCACGUACUUCUCGUAUGCGGCGUCCAGGCCUAGGACUUCGGUUUUGGUUUAUCCGGCGACUUUGCCCGGUACUGGUGGGCUGGGUACGCAUCUGACGCUUGAUAUGGGCGGGCGGGUUCGCUUUGGGCCGGAUGUUGAGUGGGUGGGUAGUCCUGAUGAUUUGGUGCCGAGCGCUGCGCGUUUGGAGCGGGCCUUGCCGGAGAUCAAGGCUUAUCUGCCUGGUGUCGAUAUCGAUGCUAUUGCGUUGGAUUACUGCGGUAUUCGCCCUAAAUUGGGGAGGGGCGGUGCUGUCAAUGAGGGUAAGGGGUUCCAGGACUUUAUCAUUCGAGAGGAAAAGGAUCUGCCUGGAUUUGUCAAUUUGUUGGGGAUUGAGAGCCCGGGCUUGACGAGUUGUUUGGCAAUUGGUGAGAUGGUUAAUGGUAUCUUGUACCGUUAG
Molecule: messenger RNA, 1227 nt
Organism: Penicillium samsonianum
Lineage: Eukaryota; Fungi; Ascomycota; Eurotiomycetes; Eurotiales; Aspergillaceae
Product: NAD(P)/FAD-dependent oxidoreductase
Exons: 3
Coding region: 1-1227 (408 amino acids)
Cellular component (GO): mitochondrion
Molecular function (GO): (S)-2-hydroxyglutarate dehydrogenase activity; (S)-2-hydroxy-acid oxidase activity
Source: RefSeq, a predicted model, not a curated record